Schistosoma turkestanicum is the source of this 462-nucleotide messenger RNA. NCBI's taxonomy places the organism in Eukaryota, Metazoa, Platyhelminthes, Trematoda, Strigeidida, Schistosomatidae. The record is from the annotation of a GenBank genome assembly.
UUAACGAACAUUUAAUCUAUUAUGUAUGAGAAUACGUAUCAUUUUGGAUUUGCAUUUCUAUUUAUUGGUUUAACAGGCGUAUGGUUACACAUCAAGAAUAUUUCACGUUUAAUAAAGAUCAAUGCAAUUUUACCAAAAAGUUUGACAAAAUUUCAUUAUCAUUUGACUGCUGCUUGUUUGGGUUGUAUUGCAAUGACACCGUUUAGUGCCAUUGGUGCUUUUCAAAAGAGAUGGCCUUUCGGUAAUUUUGGAUGUCAGCUGUACUCAUUUAUUGGAAUGUUUUUUGGAAUGGCAUCAAUUUAUUUCUCUUGUUUUAUUUGUCUCUUUACGAUGAUUGAAAUAUUGAAUUUAACUAGCGUUCGUAAUUUCAUAUCUAAGCCAUAUAAUCACAUUCCUUUUGGAAUUUGGAUGUUAAGUGCGUUGUGGGCGAUUCUACCACUGUUGGGAUAUGGCAGGUAAGCA